Baudoinia panamericana UAMH 10762 is the source of this 528-nucleotide messenger RNA. RefSeq lists its product as uncharacterized. Bases 1 to 528 code for a protein of 175 amino acids. The record is from RefSeq and is a predicted model, not a curated record. Gene Ontology annotation, cellular component: spindle microtubule; DASH complex. Gene Ontology annotation, biological process: attachment of spindle microtubules to kinetochore. The transcript is spliced from 2 exons. NCBI's taxonomy places the organism in Eukaryota, Fungi, Ascomycota, Dothideomycetes, Mycosphaerellales, Teratosphaeriaceae.
AUGGAUCAUACCUCUCACAAUGCCCUACAAGGCUGUGUCUCCUCCUUGCGCUCAAGCAUGCAGCUUCUCGACUCUAGCAUCAACAUUCUCGACUCGGGCGUGAGCGACUACACUAGGCUAGCCAAAGUACUGCAGACAACACGACACUUCGAGCUCAUAUCCUCCCACGACCUUGCCAUCGCCCAAUCCUCGCUGCUGUCCGAAAUCCAACCUGAAGUCACUAAUCUCCUCUCCCGCGUGGAAACGUACCUGGACAAGCUAGAGCGGCGGGAGCAAUCGCUCAUUGCGAAAGCAGAGCUGCAAGAGGGAAGGCUGUCGCGAACCAGUGCCGGUGCGAACCGAGCUUCAGGCGCGAAGGCUCCGGCGGCGGCGACACCCAAUGGUGCGGACGCGUUGAGCGCGGCGGAGGAGUUGAGGUUGCAACAAUUGCGACAGAAGAAGGAACGGUUGAGCUAUGCGGUCAGUCGGUUGGAACUACAGGCAGGGCAAAGGCAGAGGCAGUUGAGGAAGAGUAUGGCAGCGCAAUGA